GGCUCGGCGGGGAGCGCCAAGAUGGCUGCGCGGUGGCUCGGCGCGGCGGCAGCGCUGGGCGGCCGGUUCUGUCAUGUGGCACUGAAAGAUCACAGCUGGAGAGCUCAGGAGGCCUUCCACCACCUUGUGCAGAAGAAAGCAUUUCCUUCUCCUGCAGGGUGGCAGAGUGCAGUCAGAAGCAUGUUUAUCCAAACCCAGGACACACCAAAUCCAAACAGCCUGAAGUUUAUCCCAGGGAAGGAAGUGCUGGAGUCCAGGACCAUGGAAUUUGCCACACCAGCUGCAGCCUUCUGCUCACCUUUAGCAAGACAGCUCUUCAGAAUUGAAGGAGUCAAAAGUGUCUUCUUUGGACCAGACUUCAUCACCAUCACCAAGGAGAGUGAAGACCUGGACUGGAACUUGCUGAAGCCAGAUAUUUAUGCCACUAUAAUGGAUUUCUUUGCUUCUGGCUUGCCCAUACUUACUGAGGAGGCACCCAGGACAGACACAGCUGCCUCAGAAGAAGAUGAUGAAGUUGUGCUGAUGAUUAAAGAGCUGCUGGAUACAAGGAUCAGGCCAACAGUGCAAGAGGAUGGUGGAGAUGUUAUUUACAAGGGCUUUGAGGAUGGCAUUGUGCAGCUGAAGCUGCAGGGCUCCUGCACCAGCUGCCCCAGCUCCAUCAUCACCCUGAAGAAUGGCAUCCAGAACAUGCUGCAGUUCUACAUCCCUGAGGUGGAAGGUGUGGAGCAGGUUGUUGACGACGACGACGAUGUGGAGAAGGAAGCAAACCCAACCUGAGCCAAAGGAGCCUGUGGU
Dryobates pubescens (Downy woodpecker) is the source of this 795-nucleotide messenger RNA. It is a transcript of the gene NFU1, whose product is annotated as NFU1 iron-sulfur cluster scaffold. Bases 22 to 777 code for a protein of 251 amino acids. Gene Ontology annotation, cellular component: mitochondrion. Gene Ontology annotation, molecular function: iron-sulfur cluster binding; iron ion binding. Lineage: Eukaryota; Metazoa; Chordata; Aves; Piciformes; Picidae. The record is from RefSeq and is a predicted model, not a curated record. Gene Ontology annotation, biological process: iron-sulfur cluster assembly. The transcript has 8 exons.